Messenger RNA from Fusarium keratoplasticum, 1230 nucleotides. RefSeq lists its product as uncharacterized. Gene Ontology annotation, cellular component: nucleus. The transcript has 3 exons. The record is from RefSeq and is a predicted model, not a curated record. Gene Ontology annotation, molecular function: DNA-binding transcription factor activity; transcription cis-regulatory region binding. The coding region runs from base 1 to 1230 and encodes 409 amino acids. Gene Ontology annotation, biological process: positive regulation of transcription by RNA polymerase II. NCBI's taxonomy places the organism in Eukaryota, Fungi, Ascomycota, Sordariomycetes, Hypocreales, Nectriaceae.
AUGCUGUCGCCAACUCAGGCUGCCUUCCAAACGGCCGCUCUAGCAUACCAUAGCACCCCAGACUCGGGAGUCAACCCUGGGAAUGGAUCACUCACGCUUAGAUGGCUCGAUCUACUCAUUGGUGACGCGACUCUCAACUACGGGCCGCUUCCAGAGCUUGAAAUUGGUCAAGACGUAUUCGGCAACGCUGUCACCCAGACGCCAACCAGCCUCGACGAAGCAGCUACGCCGGCAAACAAUGAUGGCGGCUCCGGUAUUACAACACAGAGUACUUACCUGCAGGAGCGGCUUCCCGACAGAAGGGGUCCCUCUGGGGAUAAACAGCUCUGGCAGGCCUCGGAGGCGAUAGCCUUGCAGCCGCAGGAGCAUAUCCUGUUUCGACACUUUACAGAACAUAUCAGCCGGUGGAUGGACCUUUUUGAGCCGCAGAGACCGUUUGGAACUCUGGUCCCUCACCUCGCUCUCCACAACAUUGGGCUGAUGAACGCCGUCUUGGCCUUGUCGGCUCGUCAUCUGCGCAUCGUCAACAGCGAUUCCCCAUGCCACGCCGCAGGAUACCGGCCAGACCCCAACGACACCAUCCGCUACUACUGGAAAACACUCCAUUACAGCCAAAAAGCCAUGAAGUAUGAGACCUACCAGACCAGCCUGGAACUCUUGGCGAGUGCCAUCAUUAUCUCGUCGUACGAGAUGCUGGACGGCGCGAGCACGGACUGGGAGAAGCAUCUCAAGGGCGUCUUUUGGAUUCAGCGCUCGCAGGUCAUACACGGUGACUCUGGCGGCUUGCGGCAGGCUGUUUGGUGGGCGUGGUUGUGCCAGGAUGUGUGGGCGGCGUUUCGAGAGAAAAGGAAGCCAUUCACCUUCUGGCAGCCCACUCGCUCCCUCGCGGAGCUGGAUCCGAAUCACCUGGCUGCUAGAGCCGUCUACAACUUUGCUCACAUUGUCGGCUUCUGUGCUGAAGAGAGUGAACCGGGCAAUGCCACUCUCAACACUCAAAAAGCAGCCCUUCUCCUGCAGCGACUGGAGACCUGGAAGUCUUAUCUAACCGUAGAGUUCAACCCCCUUCCAGGCCCAGAUUCCGAGUAUGACAAGGACUUUCCACUUCUUUGGAUCCAGCCCGCCGCAUUCGGUAAGCACAUCAUCGCCUUCUGCCAGUCUCGGGGUAGGCAAAUCGUCUGGCUGACCAGCACCUGGCAGGGGUUGCCAUGCAACUAUACUACUGUUCUCUAA